UGGUACCCUAUUGUGAUUCUUCAUACAAUACCAGUCUAAAUUUUAGUAAACAAAUAUUCAGGUUAGUAUUCAGAAUCACCAUGGCCAGAGAGCUAACAGCCUCAGAAGAAAACAAUGUAAACUGUCUCAAUGAUACAAUGACGUCGGCAAUAAACAAAGUGAUGGGACAAGAUACACAGUCAUAUGAUGAAUUUAUCAAUGGGUUUCAGCACAUAACUAAAGAAACUGUUAAUCAGCCUAAGAAACUGAAAAGCACCACAAAACCCCUCAGAACAGAGAAUGUUGAGAGGAAACAGCCAUCACAAACCAAGUCAGAGAGAUUACAGCAAACCAAAUCAGAGAGAUUACAGCCUGACAAGAAUACACAUAUAAUGUCUGAUGAUGAACUAGAAGAAGAGGUUAAAUAUUUUAGAUAAUUGAAAGAAGCAUAA
This is a messenger RNA of Mytilus trossulus (common blue mussel), 431 nucleotides long. RefSeq lists its product as uncharacterized. The transcript has 3 exons. The record is from RefSeq and is a predicted model, not a curated record. NCBI's taxonomy places the organism in Eukaryota, Metazoa, Mollusca, Bivalvia, Mytilida, Mytilidae. Bases 81 to 416 code for a protein of 111 amino acids.